Trichomonas vaginalis G3 is the source of this 729-nucleotide messenger RNA. RefSeq lists its product as uncharacterized. The record is from RefSeq and is a predicted model, not a curated record. Lineage: Eukaryota; Parabasalia; Trichomonadida; Trichomonadidae. The transcript has a single exon. Bases 1 to 729 code for a protein of 242 amino acids.
AUGAGUUCGAAUUCAACUUUCUUUGGUAUCAUAUUCAGCUAUUGGAAAUCAAGAACACCAGCCGAAAGAUUCCUUAGGGAUGUCAAUGGAGCCUGGAUUGGCCGUGUUGUUUACUCUCCGACUUCAAAUAUUGGAGAUACUGAUUAUCAAUCAAUAAACGUUACAUUUAACACAGAAGAAUCAAGAGGAUUCUCAUCAAUAGCUGCAUCUUCACCCGAUAAAUCAAUUGAUAGCCAGUAUUUCUUCAAAAUCGAAGAUAAUAACCAAUCAAUGCUCUCAAUUACAAACAGAUUUGACGAAGAAGUCGCAUUAUUUAAGUUAAACUAUACCGAUGGUGUAUUUACAAUUCGUGGUCGGUUUAUUCCAUCAAAUGACGCAUUAACUGGCUUAUUUAAGGGAAGAAACAUGAUGUUCACAAUAACAGAUCAGUUUACAGACAAUAUUACAACUAUUUUGCUCGAAUCAACCACUCAAGAAAAUAUUUUCCAUUAUUACUAUCAUAUUUUCUUGUUCAUCAUGGUAUUAGUAGCUAUUUCGGCAGGACUUUACAAGAUGUCUGAUUUAUCAGAUAUUAUUAAACCAGAUGAAGCCCAAUACACUCAAAUGGUUAAGCUUCAAGCCCAGCGCGAUGCAAAGAUCAAAGAAGCUCGCGAAUUAUUAAAGAAGAUGGAAGAGGAAGAAGCCAAACGUAAAGCCCAAGAAGAAGAAGGAAAAAUUAAAACUGAAUAA